AAUAACCAAAUAAUAAAUCCAUUUAAGGAUUGAAUGCGAUUUGCGAUACAAACUCUCUCUCUCUCUUUACUGACACAAACAAAACAUCUUAGAGAAAGACAUUUGUUUGUUGUCCACCAAUCGAUUGAUUGACUGAACCGAUGUCGACGACACUAUAAGGAUGAUCGCCAUCACCAACACAUCCGCAAUCGUCUAAAUCUUGUGCCUCCGCAAUGCAUGCAAUUGGUGCCAAUUAUCGGCCAAACGUGAUGACGCCGCCCGAGUUGGCCACCACUCGUUGGACGGCAAUCUUUGAAUACGAGGCCACUAUCGAUGAUGAACUGUCUCUACAGAGGGGAGACACUGUCGAAGUGUUGUCUAUGGAUCCCAAGAUAUCUGGCGACGAAGGUUGGUGGACUGGAAAGAUCAAUCACAGAGUCGGCAUAUUUCCGUCCAAUUAUGUGAUACCUGAAAACAGCCCGCAAAGGGAAACGACUCCGAAGAUAUGCGAAAUAGAGUUUUCUCAGUUAAAACUCGAAGAUGUCAUAGGAAUUGGCGGUUUUGGCAAAGUUUAUAAAGGGAUUUAUCGGGGCUAUGAAGUGGCCGUAAAGGCCGCCCGACAGGAUCUCAACGAAGAUAUCAGCGAUGUAUUGGCUGGUGUUAGACAAGAGGCCAAAUUGUUUUGGCUUUUAGAUCAUCCAAAUAUUGUCAAACUUAUUGGCGUUUGUUUAGAAGAACCGAACCUGUGUUUGGUUAUGGAAUAUCUGAGGGGCGGCUCAUUGAAUCGGGUUUUGUCCGGUCAACACAUUCCUCCAGCGGUUAUCUGCGAAUGGGCCACACAGAUAGCCGAUGGCAUGAAUUAUAUACAUUCAAGAGGUCCUAUUUCUCUUAUUCAUCGAGAUCUCAAAUCUAGCAAUGUUCUUCUUAACGAACCAAUCGAUGACGACAAUUGGUACGGAAAGACGUUGAAGAUUACGGAUUUAGGAUUAGCUCGUGAAUUGGUUAAAACAACGCGUAUGUCUCAGGCGGGCACUUAUGCGUGGAUGUCUCCCGAAGUUAUAAAAUCGUCUACAUUUUCAAAGGCCAGUGAUGUUUGGAGUUAUGGAAUAGUCGUUUGGGAAAUCCUAACGGGAGAGACACCAUAUAAAGGAAUCGAUGCAUUAGCUGUUGCUUAUGGCGUAGCCAUGAAUAAACUGACUCUACCCAUACCAUCCUCCUGUCCUCCAGAGUUUAAAGAACUACUCGAAUCCUGUUGGGAUCAGACACCUCACAAUAGGCCCGGUUUUGAGGCCAUACUCAAUAGUCUAACUGAAAUAGCAAACUCUCAUUUUAUUGAAACAAAUGUUGAAUCAUUUCAUACGAUGAGAAACGACUGGAAACAGGAAAUUAACGAAAUACUCGAAGAGCUCAAGACUAAAGAGAAGGAGUUGCGAUCGCGUGAAGAAGAGUUGACAAAAGCUAUGGUAAAGCAACAGGUGAAGGAACAAGUGCUCAAAGAACGCGAACGCGAAUUGGCUGAAAGGGAAAUGGAUCUGUUGCACCGGGAACUCAAUGUGAUAAUCCUUCAGCAACAGCAAGAUUCCAAACCGCAGCCAAAGAAGCGCAGAGGAAAGUUCCGCAAAAAGAAGUUAUUAAAGCAUAUGUUGAAACACGGAUCCACUCAUGAGAUCGGAUUGCCUCAAAAUUUUCGCCACAAUAUUACUGUUACUUCUAGUCCUGAAAGUUUAACUCCAUCCCCAUCAAUGACACCGGUGUCACGACUCAGGGCUUACGCACUGCCCAAUACAUGGGGGCCCAGUAGUAGACAUCAAAGAGAGCGUAAACGUAUGAAUCAAAUCUGGAAGAGUGCGCCAAAUCUCGAAAAAGGAAAGGGUAUUCCCUAUCAAAAUAUGAGUACAUUCUAUGCUUACGGAAGUCUAGCUGAUACUCCUGAAGAGUGUGACAGUGGUCUCGUGUCAAAUGAGGCGUCUUCUGGUUCUUCAUCUGUUGAACACCGAAACAAACGAAAGUUUUUCUCAAGUAUUGACUCUGCCAUUGGAAAAAUCGGUGCUAUGAUAGCCAACAUAGCUCUCGGUUCAGACGUGCGUUCCGUUCAAAAGGAAAGCUAUCAACAAAAGACAGCUGAAGAAGAUCAGUACGAUUGUCACGGAAUCGAUGAAUUUGAUUUCGUUAGUAUUGAGAACCGAAACGCCACAUAUCACGGACAGACCAAGCAUUCACUGCGACCGACCAUUAACUAUGAGUUCAGAAAUGGCCAAAUGCCUGCCCGACGAAAAUCGUCGACUACUAGUUGCGAAAGUGAUUACAAUAUCCAAAACAAAGAAACGUAUAAUAAUGAAGAUAUGAACGCCAGAUAUGAUGAGACUUAUGAUCCGAGAGAUAGUGCACAUCAUUAUCGAUGCCAUCGACGAAGUUCUUCCACCACUUCCAAUGUUAAUCCUUCUUUUAAAUCUGAUGAAGAAGAUUUCAGUAAAGGUCGAUAUAAACCGUUUGAAGUCAACAAAACUAUCCGUCCGACUACUCUUGACCUCAAUAGUGAACGCAAUAAUCGAAAACAAUUGAACCAUUGGAACAACAGCUCAAUAUCGCCAUUACAUUCAUCACCCGAUAGUUAUUACGAUAUGAAUAGUCCGAGCAGUCCAUCAGCAACACCUCAGAGAACUGUUCGCUUUAAUUUUGCCAACUCUUACAGUAGUAGUCCCAAUACAUCACCAGUCGGUACAAAUAAAAAGUCUAUCACCACACUAAUGGAUGCACCAGUAGAUGGACAACAAUUAGACGCUACCGUCCCUUUAACUGCCAUUUUAGGAAAUAAUAAAAAAUCAAAUCGUAAAACACUUAAACACGAAUUGUAUCAAGAAUUUGGUAAUUAUUUAUAGCUUUUAUUAAACAAAUUUAGGACAGAAUUUUAUAUUUUAGUCAAUCACUGUAUCAAAUAAUUAAUUUAAAUGAAAAAGAAAAUUUAAACUCAUUUCCAAUGCAGCACUAUAUUAAUAGUACUUAAUU
Messenger RNA from Oppia nitens, 2985 nucleotides. RefSeq names its product mitogen-activated protein kinase kinase kinase 9-like. Gene Ontology annotation, biological process: protein phosphorylation. NCBI's taxonomy places the organism in Eukaryota, Metazoa, Arthropoda, Arachnida, Sarcoptiformes, Oppiidae. The transcript has 9 exons. Gene Ontology annotation, molecular function: JUN kinase kinase kinase activity; protein binding; ATP binding. The coding region runs from base 213 to 2858 and encodes 881 amino acids. The record is from RefSeq and is a predicted model, not a curated record.